This is a messenger RNA of Ceratitis capitata (Mediterranean fruit fly), 1201 nucleotides long. RefSeq names its product fibrous sheath CABYR-binding protein-like. NCBI's taxonomy places the organism in Eukaryota, Metazoa, Arthropoda, Insecta, Diptera, Tephritidae. The record is from RefSeq and is a predicted model, not a curated record. The transcript is spliced from 2 exons. The coding region runs from base 86 to 1147 and encodes 353 amino acids.
UUCAGUGGACCAUAGUCGAACAAAAAGAGAGAGACAAAUAUUUGUUAAUAAUUUAUUAAUAAUUCAUAAUUUGGUCACAUUGAAAAUGAAAAUCGCAUUCGUCGCACUGUGUUUUGUGGCAGUCGCUGCAGCUAUUCCAACACAUCGCAGCCCACGGGAUGUCUCCGGAAUUGUAGCAGAGCCUCAGCAUGUAUAUCUACCACCAGCAGCUGAGACUGUGGAGCCACAAAACAUCUAUUUACCACCCGCAGAGCAAGUGAUAGCAGAAGCGGAGCCGUCUGUGGAAGAACAAGAGCCGGAAGCUGAAAAGGAAGCGCCCGCCUCCGAGCCAGCUGCUGUCGAACAAGCUGAUGUUAAUGAACCCGUCGACAAAGCCGUGCCCGAGACCGCCGUUUUUGGUGAGAAUGGUUACGAAUACCGCACAGUGCGCAAGCUACGCCUACGCCAAAGACGUGAUGUUUCCCAUUUAAAUCUGAGUUACUUGCCACCAGUAGCCAGCCCAAAGCUAUCGAACAGUUAUUUGCCACCACAUUUGGAUGUGCCUGAAGAGCUUCCACAAUUCAAAAUUUCGAACGAGUAUUUGCCACCACUGAGCGAAGAACUGCCAGUUGAAGAAACAGCAACAGAGGUCGCUGAAACUGAAGCAACAGCAACCGAAGCACCAGCAACCGAAGCACCAGCAACCGAAGCACCAGCAACCGAAGCAACAGCCACUGAAGCACCAGCCACUGAAGCACCAAGUACAACCCAAGCUCCAAGUACAACCGAAGACGUACCUGUAGAGUCUGCUGUCUUCGCUGAAGAUGGUUACCACUAUAGAAAGCCAGCUGUAUUGCCUGAUUUGGGGUUUGCGCCCUUGGUAAAGGUUGCCGAACCAGAUGCAGCGCCGGAGUCUGCACCAGUUGCUGAAGUACAACCAGAACCCGUGCAAGAGCCUGAGCAAGCGCAAGAACCUGAAAGCGAGGUGGUGCAAGAACCAGAAAUAGUUCAGGAACCCGAACAAACAAUUGUUGCGGAGCCCGAGCGCGCCUACUUGCCGCCACUUGAGGCAGGUGUUGUUGAAGCUGAGGGCCCAGAAGAUGAGACAGCUGCACUACUUGAUGAUGGCUAUCACUAUCGUGUCGUUAAGCGCGUCAGAUUGUUUUAAAAGUGCAGUAGUUAAUUUAGUUUUAAGAUUUUGUAGCAAUUUUAUUAUUAUCAU